Fimicolochytrium jonesii is the source of this 1110-nucleotide messenger RNA. RefSeq names its product kinase-like domain-containing protein. Gene Ontology annotation, biological process: protein phosphorylation. Gene Ontology annotation, molecular function: cyclin-dependent protein serine/threonine kinase activity; ATP binding. The record is from RefSeq and is a predicted model, not a curated record. Bases 1 to 1110 code for a protein of 369 amino acids. Gene Ontology annotation, cellular component: nucleus. The transcript is spliced from 5 exons. Lineage: Eukaryota; Fungi; Chytridiomycota; Chytridiomycetes; Spizellomycetales; Powellomycetaceae.
AUGGACAGAUACAAGAUCCUCGGGAAGAUUGGGGAAGGCGCUCACGGAGUCGUCCUCAAGGCAAAAUGCGUCGAGACGGGCGAAAUCGUUGCUUUGAAGAAGGUUCCGCUGCGGCGGCUGGAGGACGGGAUCCCAAAUACCAUUCUCCGAGAGAUCAAAGCGCUGCAGGUGAUUGAACACCAGAAUGUCGUGAAGCUCCUCUCGGUCUACCCAUCAGGCCCAUCUUUUGUCCUCGUCUUCGAAUAUAUGCUAUCCGACCUGUCCCAUAUCCUUCGCACAACCCCGACCCCGCUCACGUCUUCGCAAGUCAAAGCCUACAUGGUUAUGCUCCUGAAAGGGCUCUCAUACUGCCACGAAAAUAAUAUCAUGCAUAGGGACCUGAAGCCCGCUAACCUGCUAAUCAGCCCAACGGGCGUGCUCAAGCUCGCGGAUUUCGGGCUGGCGAGAGUGCAUCGCGCCCUCCCAUCCAAUGUUAAUGCAGGAGGGGCAGGGAGUGGCGGGCAUGGAAAGGAAUUCACACCAGCCGGGUCUGGAGCCAGUUCAGCCGCCGCACACCACCAGCCCCGCCCUUACUCGCAUCAAGUCGCGACGCGGUGGUAUAGAGCUCCAGAGCUGCUUUACGGCGCACGGAUGUAUGACGCCGGAGUGGAUUUGUGGGCGGUCGGGUGCAUUUUCGGGGAGCUUUUGAACCAUUCGCCAUUGUUCCCGGGACAGAAUGAUAUUGAUCAGUUGUUUUGUGUGUUGAAUGUACUGGGCACACCGACAGCAGACAGUUGGCCUGAUCUAGAGACUUUGCCCGAUUACAACAAGAUACAGUUUCCGAAGAUGCCCUCAAUACCGUUAGAGCGGAUUUGCCCCGACGCAUCACAGGAGGCUGUAGAUCUACUGAAACGCUUCCUUGUCUAUUCAAGUCGAAAUCGAAUUCCAGCCAAAGAGGCUCUAUUGGAUCUCUACUUCUUCAGCAAGCCAUUGCCGGCGCACCACCUCGAGCUGCCGAUACCGAAGCGUGCCAAACAGGAGCAAUUUGAUGUUGACGCGCCUCUCGAGUUGUCGAUCUUCUUCCCGCCUGCGGAACGUGAUCCUCGAGUUGUGAUCGGGUCGAAUGCCUAG